Paramecium sonneborni is the source of this 582-nucleotide messenger RNA. The record is from the annotation of a GenBank genome assembly. Lineage: Eukaryota; Ciliophora; Oligohymenophorea; Peniculida; Parameciidae.
AUGUAAAUAAUCAAAAAAAUGUAAUAUUCAUUAAUUUAUGAAUCUUAGUGAUGAUAUAAAAGAUAAAAGAAUCCAAAAAGUUUCGACAAAAUAUAAUAAAUAAAACAUUUCAAUUUUUUAGGUCAAUACGGACAGAAUAACUAAAAGAUAGACUUAUGGAAAGCCUUUUGGAAAGGAGGAGCUUAAAAAAAUGUUUGUGGAUAAUUUAGUUGAUAUUAAAUUAUACUUUUUAUCGAGACUAUAUUCAAAUAAUUGUAAAAAGAUUGGUUAAUGGAAUGAAAUAAUAAAGAAUUAUUAGAGGUAAUUCGAAAUUAUAAAUAAUAGCAAUGCCUAAGUUUACUAGAUGAUAGAAUACUUUAAUGGCUAGAGAAAAGGACUUCGGCAAUAUAUUUAAUGAGAAAAAGAAAUGUAAUCUAUAAAAUUAAGAAUUAAAAAGUGGUGGAGGAGAAUAUAAUUAAUAAAAUUAGAAAAAUGGCAAAUGAAUUAAGUUAAGUGAUGAAUUUUGGGAUCGAUCUUAAAUAACUUAUAAUGGUGAAUAUUAAAAUGGAAAAAAGUUGGUUUUUGGUAUAUUUGCUUGAUUGA